Vanessa tameamea is the source of this 665-nucleotide messenger RNA. It is a transcript of the gene Taf12, whose product is annotated as transcription initiation factor TFIID subunit 12. Gene Ontology annotation, cellular component: SAGA complex; transcription factor TFIID complex; SLIK (SAGA-like) complex. Gene Ontology annotation, biological process: RNA polymerase II preinitiation complex assembly; DNA-templated transcription initiation. The transcript is spliced from 3 exons. Gene Ontology annotation, molecular function: TBP-class protein binding; protein heterodimerization activity; DNA binding. The record is from RefSeq and is a predicted model, not a curated record. NCBI's taxonomy places the organism in Eukaryota, Metazoa, Arthropoda, Insecta, Lepidoptera, Nymphalidae. The coding region runs from base 76 to 609 and encodes 177 amino acids.
AUUAAAAUAAUUAGUGAGCUAAUUAUUGUGCCAGUAACUUAAUAAUUACAUUGUUGUUAAACAAAAAUAUAUAAAAUGUCCAAUAAUUCCAUGGGUCAAGCAUCUAACAUGCCAACAAUAGGAGCAAUAAACACUCAAGGGAUACAAUUUGUCAACAAUCCGCUUCAGAGCCCACAGCUACAAAAUACUUCGAUACAAGGAUCACCUUCACAGCAUAGUCCAAUGGGUACACAGGCGCAAGUAAGCGGGAAAGUAAAUCAAACAGGUGGAGGCGAUCAAACAACUCAGCUUCUCAGCAGACCACGACUACAGGAGCUAGUAAGAGAGGUGGACCCCACUGUGCAAUUAGAUGAAGAAGUUGAAGAGAUGCUCCUUCAGUUGGCCGAUGACUUCAUCGAUACUACCUUAAAUGCAGCUUGUUCACUUGCAAAACACAGACAUGUUCUGAAUGUGGAGCUAAGAGAUGUGCAAUUACAUUUAGAGCGACAAUGGAACAUGUGGAUUCCUGGUUUUGGAAAUGACGAACUGCGACCAUACAAACGCGCGGCAGUCACUGAAGCUCAUAAGCAAAGAAUGGCUCUAAUCAGAAAAACUAUUAAAAAGUACUAAUCAGACUGUCCUUUAAAUGAUAAGUUAUAUAUAUCAAUAAAGAAUAUCUCAAUGUA